Paramuricea clavata is the source of this 1752-nucleotide messenger RNA. NCBI's taxonomy places the organism in Eukaryota, Metazoa, Cnidaria, Anthozoa, Malacalcyonacea, Plexauridae. The record is from the annotation of a GenBank genome assembly.
AUGUGGAAAGCGAUAAAAGAAACCCUGCCACACUCAACAAACUCCGAUAUAAACGCCAUAUAUGACGACUGCAAAUUACGUGCUGGAAGCAUGACCAUUGCCACGAUUCUUAAUAAAUAUUUCACCUCUAUUGGCAAAAAGAUUCAGAAAGUUUUCACUAAUUUACCAACUAUCUGGCCUGACAACAUUAAGUACAAUUAUCCAUCUGAAUUUCAGCUUCUAAGUGUCACAAGUGACUAUGUUGAAUCUGAGUUGCUCAAGCUGAAAUCUAACAAAAGUGCUGGAUUAGACAAGAUUAGUGUAAGAAUGAUGAAGGAUGCGGCUGGUGUAAUUGCUCCCGUACUUACAAGAAUUAUCAACAAUUCUUUCCUUAAUGGAUGUUUUCCUAAGAGAUGGAAAUCCGCAAAGGUGUUUGCGUUAUUUAAAGAUGGAGAAAGGACAUCUAAAGAUAACUAUCGCCCUAUCUCAGUCCUCCCGGCCGUUAGUAAAGUUAUCGAAAGGAUUGCACAUGAUCAACUGGGUAGUUAUCUAAAGGAAAAUUCCAUCCUAACCUCGACGCAAUUUGGAUUUCGAGCAAAUCGUUCAACUGAAAUGGCCCUGACUAAUUUUACUGACGACAUACUCAAGCAUAUGGAUAAUAAACAAGUAACUGGUGUUGUUUAUCUAGACCUAAAAAAGGCUUUUGACACAGUAAACCAUCAAGUUCUAAUGAAAAAAUUAAAGAGUGUUGGGGUUCAAGGUCAAACACUGUGCUGGUUUCAAUCUUUCCUUUCAAACAGAUCUCAACAAACAAUCAUUGCAAAUUCACUAUAUGAAAGCUUAAAGAUCACUGUUGGAGUGCCGCAAGGCUCUAUACUUGGCCCAUUGUUGUUUAUAAUUUACAUUAAUGGUGUGCAAUCAUGCUUGGAAAACUGCCGUAUGGUGAUUUUUGCAGAUGACAUAGCAAUGUUUUGUCCGGCUUCAACAGCAGUAGAAUUACAAGCCAAACUGGACUUCGAUCUACAAGGUGUCAUGAAUUGGCUUCGGAACAACAAGUUGUUGCUAAACGUUCCCAAAUCAAAACUGAUGAUUAUCGGAAAUUCAAGAAAGUUGAAAGAGUUUGCAAACAUUCAGCUAAUCGCAAAUGAUGCACCAUUGGAAAGAGUCCAAAAUUUUAAGUACCUUGGUGUUGUUAUUGACGAGAAUCUUUCUUGGAAGAGUCACAUAGAAAAGCUACAGAUAAAAGUCUCACAACGCCUCGGCAUCCUGCGCAGAAUAAAGCACCUACUACCUAAGCAUGCACGGAUAAUAUUUGUCAAUACAAUGAUCACGUCAUUACUGGAUUAUGGUAGCCUGGUAUGGGGAGAUAAGAAAAACAAGAUUAUGAUGGAUAGUUUACAAGUAUUGCACAACAAGGCAGCAAAGUUGGUACUGGACAGACCAAUGCUUUCCUCUUCUAGUGAUGCCCUAAGAAUGUUACACUGGUCUACCCUGAAGCAAAGGCGAAGUAUACGUAAAUGCCUCUAUGUAUAUAAAUCAAUAAAUGGGAUAAAUGAUAUUGAUAACACAUUUAUCCGAAAUGCAGAUGUUCACGGUUACAAUACAAGACAUAAGAACGAUUUACGGCCAAUGAAAUCCAGUACUUGCAAAGGACUACUUAGAUCAAACUGUGAUUUCAUUGCGGACUGGAACCUUUUAGAUGAAAAUAUUAGAAAUUCGUCUUCUUUAUCUAAUUUUAAACGUGCUGUUUUUAAAUUUUUUAAAUCAAUAUAG